CGACGGUGCGGGUCCACUUAUGAACCACGCACGCAGUUUCAGGUUAUGUGACAUUGUGCAGGACGCUCGUGCACCAACGUGAGUUACGUUAAAGGUCUCGACUGGCGGAGGUCAGGGGGCGUCGGGGGGGGGGUUGUGAGAAGGGAAGAGGGUCGCUGCAGGAAACGCGCCCCGGCCGCUGGUUUUUACGCGGUUACCAAAUGGCUUUUUUCACUCUUCUGUCUUCGAACUUCUGUCCCUGUGACUGAAAGUCCGCCCGGGCAGCCGAGGACAGGACCGACGCCGCGCGCACCGACGAUCACGGUUGUUUGUUUGUUUGAAAUUCACCCGCGGAUCCCGGAGGAGGAACGCGUUCUCGUGCCCGUGAUUGGAUUCCGCGUGCUUCCACCUGCGUCCGCGUCGCCUGGACUUAAUUAACCCCAAAAAGCGCCGAGCUGACGGUUCACAGGUGACUGUCCCCACGCGCCAUGUACACGAUCACAAGAGGUCCCAGCAAACUGGCCACCCAGCGCCGGACAGGGCCUACUCAGCAACUCGACAACAAAAUAAACGACUUCAAGCACAAACAAUCGUCCUGGAGUUUACCUGACCUCCCGGCACCCAAGAUAGUUUUCAGCCGGCCGAAUGGUAAGAAGUACCAUCACCCUGCUCCGGCGCUCGCUGCAGGCGAGCAGCAGCAGGAGAGCUUCACACCCGUGCACGAGGAAAACGUCAGAUUCGUGUACGACGCUUGGCAGGAGGUGGUGCAGCAGGAGCAGGGGCCCGAGGAGGCCCCGGGAGCCGUCCACUACGAAGAAUCCACUCCAAACCCGCACAUGGACGGCUUUGUUCCCAUAGAUCUGGAUGAAUGGUGGGCCAAACGUUUCCUAGCAAACAUAGACAAGCUGUCCUGACACUCUUCUGGGAGUUGUGAAUCUGGACAGACGGGACUGGGCAGGAGGCCGAGGCGGUUUAAAAAGGACGGACAGCGCUGGGACGCUCGCAUAAAAAAAACUGGAACUUUUGUCUUUGAACUGCAUCGCUAUCAAUGUUCUUCCUGCGUCAGAGUGCACACAACGAAAUUUCUUCUAUCUUUCCAACAAAGAUGGUAUGUUCCUUUUUUGAAAUGCAGUAAAAUUGUAUUUUCAAGUUGUCA
Messenger RNA from Gasterosteus aculeatus aculeatus (three-spined stickleback), 1135 nucleotides. Its product is annotated as MAPK regulated corepressor interacting protein 2. The record is from RefSeq and is a predicted model, not a curated record. NCBI's taxonomy places the organism in Eukaryota, Metazoa, Chordata, Actinopteri, Perciformes, Gasterosteidae.